Messenger RNA from Scomber scombrus (Atlantic mackerel), 6937 nucleotides. It is a transcript of the gene edc4, whose product is annotated as enhancer of mRNA decapping 4. Gene Ontology annotation, molecular function: protein binding. Gene Ontology annotation, cellular component: P-body. The transcript has 30 exons. Gene Ontology annotation, biological process: deadenylation-independent decapping of nuclear-transcribed mRNA. The record is from RefSeq and is a predicted model, not a curated record. The coding region runs from base 83 to 4267 and encodes 1394 amino acids. NCBI's taxonomy places the organism in Eukaryota, Metazoa, Chordata, Actinopteri, Scombriformes, Scombridae.
GAGCGUUGACAGCAUCGCAUCAAACAAGAAAUAAAAUCAGUCCCCCUAUAUCAACCCAGUCUCUCCCCCCUUUCCCUCACCCAUGGCGUCCAAUUCUAAUAUCGAUAUGGAGGGUGCGACCCAGCACCUUCGGGACAUCCUCAAGCUCGACCGUCCCGGCUCCGAUGCACAAUCGAGCAACGGUCAGAGAAAGCCUUCUUUUAAUGGAGAGCUAAAUGGGUUAUUAGGAACGGCUGGCAUUUUAGGAGAUCUGUCAACCAUGUCAGAAUCCACCCGGCCGAUCUCCACGGACCUAAGCAUCACUCAGGAGACCCAGGUCAUCUGCCUCUCCGGCGAUGACGGGUCGACCUGCAUCCCCAUCACUUCCAACAAUGUGGAGAUCGUGGCGAGCCAAGACUCGGGCAUCAACAGCAAAGCUCGAGGCAGCAACAAGGUGAAGAUUCAACCUGUUGCCAAGUACGACUGGGAGCACAAGUAUUAUUAUGGGAGACUGAUAGCUGUGUCAAACUCCUUCUUGGCCUAUGCUAUCAGAGGAGCCAACAACCACGCUAUGAUUCGUGUCCUGAGUGUGGGCUUCGCCGAGCGCUCCCUGCUGAAGGGCUUCACCGGAGCCGUCACAGACCUGGCUUUCGCCCACCUAGACUCCUCCCUGUUGGGCUGCGUCGACGAAGCCGGCAACUUGAUGGUCUGGCAGCUCACCUGCACUGGCAGCAAGAUACUAGAUCAGAUCGUGGUUCACAUCCGACGACCAGAGGACACGCCGCUGAACUCGCACCGUCGUCUCGUCUGGUGCCCUUUCAUCCAAGACGAGAAUGAGGAGAACCAAGACGACACCAGCCAGACGUUGGCCCUCCUACACGAAGACAGGGCUGAGGUGUGGGACCUUGAAGUCUUGAGAGCCAACCAUAGCAGUUGGCCUAUCGAUGCCACAGGUCUGAAAGAAGGUCUCAUCACUGUCAAGGGAUAUACGCAGCGAGUCAGUGAAGGUGCCCUGUCUCCAGAUGGAACCGUGUUAGCCACAGCCAGCCAUGAUGGAUACAUCAAGUUCUGGCAGAUAUACAUAGAAGGGGGGCAGGACAAGCCAAGAUGUCUUCACGAAUUGCGACCUCACGGAGGACGUCCCCUCUCCUGCCUUUUCUUCUGCGACAACCACAAGAGGCAGGACCCCGAGGUUCCUUUCUGGAGGUUUCUGAUAACCGGAGCGGAUCAGAACCAGGAGUUGAAGAUGUGGUGCACUGUUUCCUGGACCUGUUUACAGACCAUCAGGUUCUCUCCAGAUCCGUUCAACUCAACAGUUCAGCCAAGUCUGAAGGCUAGUCUGGACCUUGCCGCUGAGUAUCUCAUCCUCACUGAUGUACAGAGGAAGGUCCUCUAUGUGAUGGAGCUGCGGCAGGACCUGGACAGAGGCAAGGCCAGUUUCACAGCUGUGUCCGAGUUCCUGCUGACCCACCCUGUGCUCAGCUUUGGGGUCCGCGACGUCACUCACAGCCGUUUGCGACACACUGAGGUGCUCCCUGCAGAGGAGGAGAGUGAGAGCAUGACAACAGAGGGCACUCAAGGACCCACAGAGUCCAAGUCUGGGAUCCAGAUUAAACUCUACUGUGUUCACACCAAGAGUCUGCAGGAUGUCCAGAUCUGGUUCCAGCCCUAUGCGGGUUCCAGCUCGGCACUCUUCCUGCCCCACUCUGAUUCUCAGGAUGGUUUUGCUUCGUUUUCAGACCACCUGACAGACCAGAGCUCCGACAAGGAAUCAGGAAGCGGCUCCCAGACAGACUUGAGGAAGAUCCAUUCGCUUCCCGCUCCAACCGACUUCCUGUCAAACUUGACCGCCGCCAGCGGGGCGAUGCCCAAGCUGAUGACUCCUGACGCCUUCAUGACACCAAGCACUUCAGUACCGGCGUCCCCCGGCAGCAGUGCCAGCAGUCUGACUAUAGUAACAGCCAUCAGUAGCAACUCGGACUCAACUAACAGAGCUACGGACGACGUCAGCCAUAGUCCCAACAGAGCAGAGAACAACAACAGCAGCAGUAGUCUGGCACUCUCCACCUCCACCAGUAGCCCGAGACCCGCUUCUGCUGUGCUGCUGCCUGGACUGGAGAACCUGCAGGUGCUGGGGUCUCCUAGCGGCCCCCUCGCCCUCGACAGCAGGGAGAGUCAGAUCCUGGAUUCUCCCCUCCUGCCGCCGCUGGCCUCCCCGACUCGGGCCCGCUCCCCAGACGUCAUCUCCUCAGCCUCCACAGCCAUGUCCCAGGACAUGCCGGAGAUCGCAUCCCAGACCCUGCAGCCUCAGCGCAGUCUAGUGUGCAGCUUGGAGCCUUUAACUCCUCUUUCCGCUCUCCAGACAGACAGCAUGGCAUCCGCCGCCUCCGCCCUGCACCUGCUCACCUCGCCGCGCACAGCCAACAACAACAGCCUGCUGCCCCUCGAGCUCGGAGGUGCAGAAGGACCGGUCGGCGGGUCAGUGGAGUCAGAGCCCAGACUCAGCCACACCCCAUCUCUGCUAGAGACGGCCUUAUCGCACGAGAACCCAGCGGCGGGAGGAGGCUCCUCAGACGGUAGCGUCAGCCAUACACCAUGGCCGGCAGCGCCUGACAUCACCAGGGAAACCAGGAAUAGUCUGAGGGAUAACGGUCUUGCAGACUGCUCAAGAGAAGAGUCGAAGGACAGACUGCUGAGUUCCCCUUACCCUCGACGAUCCUACCACCUCACACAGAAUGACAGUCAGGACGCCGGUAACGAGCAGAGUGAUCCUGACGAUGAGGUGUCCAGCUUGGCGUCGUCCUCUGGGAACUGUGGCUCUCGCUCUUCUCACAGACUACCAGUGAAGGAUUGGAAGACGUCACCACGAGCCUCACCAAAACUGAAGAGAAAGACCAAGAAAGAUGAUGGUGAAUCAUCCCAAUCGAGGCAAAUGGACUCUGGUCAGAUGAAUGCAGAGGUGCAGGAAGAGUUGUUGAUGCUCCUGCGCAGCCAGCAGAGGGAGUUAACUGACCUGCGUGGACAGAUUGAGGCCAUGCAGAGCUCCAUUAUGGCCCAGGUCGACCACGUCCUGACCAACCACCAGGAACAAGAACAGCGCAGACUGGAGCGAGUUCUGGCCGAGAGUCAAAAUCAUCAGCAGCAGCUUCAGGAACAACUCGGCCAGCAGCUCAGCCACAACCUCUGCUCCGCCCUCACUAACAGAAUGGACAAAGUGCUACGAGAUGAAAUGAAGAAAACAGUUCCACCAACAAUCUCUAAGAGUUUGGAGCCAGUGACGGGUCAGCUGAACAACACAAUCGCUGCCAAACUGACCGCUGUGGAGGUCACCCUGAAGGACAACGUCAGCAAGGUGGUUAAAUCCAAGAACACGACAGACGCAAUUGGUCGCGCGGCAGCCGAAGCGAUGCAGGGGCCCAUCCAGGCAGCCUAUAAAGACGCCUUCCAGAGCAUCGUGCUGCCUGUUUUCGAGAGAGGCUGCCAGUCCAUGUUUCAGCAAAUCAACGACAGCUUUAAACAAGGGACACAAGAAUACAUCCAGCAGCUCGAGACCCAUGUCAAGAACAGAAGGCAGAGGGAGCAGGAGACGCGGGACCCCAUGAUCGGCCAGCUCCAGCAGAUGAUGGACGGCUUCCAGAGCUCCACCGAUCAGCUGGCCAACAACAUCACCACCAACGUCCGGGCCGAGGUCCAGCAUCAAAUCCAGAUGAUGGUGGGAAACUUGCAGGAGUCUAUUCUUAGCCACGUGCAGCGCAUUGUCAAAGGAGAGGUGAGCCUGGCGAUGAAGGAGCAGCAGGCGGUGGUCACCUCCAGCAUCAUGCAGGCGAUGAGGUCAGCGGCCGGCACGCCCGUCCCCACGGCGCACCUCGACUACCAGACGCAGCAAGCCAACAUCCUGCAGCUCCUCCAGCAGGGACAGCUCAACCAGGCUUUCCAGCAGGCUCUGUCAGCAACGGAUCUGAACUUGGUCCUGUACGUGUGCGAGACCAUCGACUCUCAGCAGGUGUUCGGCCAGCACCCCUGUCCUCUGAGCCAGCCCGUGCUGCUGUCACUCAUCCAGCAGCUCUCCUCCAACCUCUCCACUCGCUCCGAGCUCAAAAUCAGUUACCUGGAGGAUGCCGUGAUGAAUCUGGACCACGGCGACCCCCUCACAAGAGACCACAUGGCCUCCAUGCUGGCCCAGGUCAGACCGAAGCUGUUUGCCUUCCUGCAGCAGGACCCCCACAGCCCACUCACCAAGAGGGCGCGGCGCCUGAUGAUGAUGCUGCAGGGACUCGUCAACCACUAAUCCUCCAUUUAAGAAAAGCAAAACAAAAAACAAACCCUGGUGCAGAAGAGAUGGCUCCCUCACACUACACAUCACUGAGUCCAUUUAUGUUCAGUUUCCACCGACGUCUUUUAAAGGAAAGAAAGAGCAUCCUGGGUCAGUACCCAGGACAGCCUCACCCCACGUUGAGCAGGUUCUCGCUAGUUUGAGACGACAGAUGAUGAUGAUGAUGAUUAUGAUGAUGAUGAUGAUGUCACUGCAGCACUUGGGAGCUGGAGCUAAAAGCAUGGAAAACAAAAUGAGCUCCAGGAAUUUUGGGGGGAUUUGGUGGUAUUUUACAGGCUGGAGAUUAGUUUUAGACCUCAAGAGGAAGGUUCCCCACUAGUCCCUCCAGUCCCUCACCACAACUCUAAAUCUCUCCCCCCUUUUUUUUUUCACCUCCACUUCUAUCUCCUCCCAUUCCCCCAGCUCUAUAUGCACCAGUGAAGUGUCAAGUAAGGAAAUAGAAACUUUUUGUUUGUUUUUGUUACUUUCUUUUUUUUUUUUCUCCCAGUACAAGACAAUAAUGGUCUGGACAGAAAGAUGGUUCUUGAUUUUUGUUUAAGUUCACUGUAGUUUCUUCCAGACCUUCGUUUUCUGCUGCUCCACCACCCCUUCUUCACAAUAGGCGUCCUUUCUUCUCUGUUCCUUUUUAUUCCAAUCAAGACUGUCUCAGAAACGACAGACGGAGCGCCUUGCCCCCCCCCCCCUCCAAAACUUACACACAACUCCCGACACUCUUCCGACGUAGCUUCAUCUAAAAGACUCAAAGAAUGUUCAGCUGAGCGGUCAUUAAGACUUAAAUGUCUUCUCUUUUUUUUUUUGUUCUACUGUGUUCCCGAAGUUCAGAGUUCGGGGGGGGGGAGGAAGGGGUACUGAACAAGCUGUGAUGCAGGGGGCAACAAAAAAGCACGCUAGAAGAAGACAAGUUUCACCUCAUCAUGUCGCAUCGCAUCUCGGCCUUAAGAGCAAACAGAAGGCUGGGACACUUUUCUUUUUUUUUUUCCUUUUUUUCUUUUCUAGAUCCAACUCUAAAUUCAGUUGCUGCAGGAUUACGCCGUCCUCGGUCCAGGUUUUUUUUUUUUUUUAAUAAACAACCAAGCUAAUCCCAGCAACCAAAACUAUGUAACAUCCAAAGCUUUUUUCCUUUUUUUUCUUGUUUUCUUGUUGUUGUUUUUUUUACAUUUCCUCUCAGUUAUUUCUUAAUAAGUUUGAGAUGACAAUCUCACCAGGCUUUUUUUUUGUUGUUGUUGUCUGUAUUCUUCACCAGAUCAACACAUUGAAACAGUUUUUACCUAAAGUUACUUUGUUCCUGUUUCUGAAGGAUUCGGGAGUAAAGGCAUAUCUCAUUAUACGUUUUUUUCCCACUCUCCAUCUGGCCUUGUUUUCACAAAUAAUUGUAAUGAGGCUUCCUGAAGGAUACAAGUAAUAAAAGAAUGAAAAAUAACUUUAAAAAAAAGAAAAAAGAAAGAAAAACACAUUGUUGAAACAUAAUAAAUACUUGCGAAGGUCCUCCAGGCUGAACAGAAUUCCCCCCUUUUUUGAAAAUCUGAAAUGUUUGGAGCCCAACAUCGAGGUUGGCAGCCGUCCAUGUGUACAGCUCUGUCCUGUAAUUGAUCAGACCGCGCUCUCUUUCUCCCAUGUUUUUCUUCUCUGUCGCGCCCCCCCAACCCCCCUUUUUUUAUAUAUAAACAUUUAGAAUUUGUAAGACUUGUAUACUUGCUUUAAAAAGUUGUAAAACUAGUUCUAAAACAUAUUAAAUAAUAAUUAAAAAAAGAAACGCUUCCUAAACAUAAUUGUUACUGUUAUUUUAUCAGGAUAUUCCAAAUAAUGUUUGUAAACUUAGAUGUGCAGUUCCUUCACUUGGGCUCUAGGAGGCAGCACUUAGUCAGACUGCAGCUGUUUCACCCUGCUUUUCUCAUUUAGGUUUUGAAUUCAGAAAUCAUUCUUGGUCUCGCAGUGUCUGGACAAAAAAAGCCUGCCUUUUUAGGUUGUAAAUGCACCCGUGUAUUCAUGUUAAUUAUUUUUUUUGAAAGUGUAUGAUCAUUGUUUAAAGGCAGGGUGGCCUCCGAUUCGCUGACUGUAAAACGAUAAAGUUCUCGACCACCACGUUUAGAAUCAGUUAAGUUGGAUUUGUCUAGCAAGUGCCUUAUUGUAUUUUAUCUGUUUCACUCGGAUAUUUGAUCUCAUUCGGGCCUUUAGACGACUUCUAAUCAAGCAUUACUCCCCCCACCCCCCCUGUAGCUUCUGCAAGUUCUAUUAUUAACCUUCACAAGCAUUUAUGCCACGAAAAAAGGCAGUUUACGGUUAAAUUAAAGACUGUUUGUUUAAGUCUGCAAACAUUAGACUCUGGAGGCAGUUGAUGCGGACGGAUAUUUGAAUGUUCAUUUCAGGGUGUGAAAGAGAGAAAAGUACUAUUUUGACUACUAGCAGUUCCACCUUUGCUUUGUCCUCAGAGGAGGACAUGUUGACUCCUGCUUCACCCUGAAUGGGAGCAACGUGUGAGAAACACAACUCACGCUCAUGUGUUUGUUUGUUUGUUUGUUGUUUUUUUUCCUCUUUCCAUUGUGUUCAUUCCCCUGCUUGGAUGGUUAUGUUGUAUCUUUUACAGUUUAUUUUACCCUUAAACAUUUUUGGAAUAAAAAAAGACUC